GACCAGCCCGCGCCACUGCCCCGGACCCGAGCAACCCCCGCGGCGCCAGCCUCGCCAUGCGUCAGAAAACACUAGAAAUUUACUCUGUGGAGGUCAAUGGAAAUAAUGCCAUGGAGAAUGCAGACAAGGGGGGUGGCAAGGAGAAGUACAAGGGCCUGAAGAACAACUGCCAGGAACGCGGAAAGAAUCACCCAAAAGAAGAACUCAAGAAAGAACUCGAUCUGGAUGACCACAAACUCAGCAACAAGGAAUUGGAAAAGAAAUACAGUACAAACAUCAUUAUGGGUCUCUCCAGCACCCAAGCUGCUGAGCGCCUUGCUAAGAAUGGGCCCAACAUUCUCACACCUCCCAAGAAAACCUCAGAGAUCAUCAAGUUCCUGAAGCAAAUGAUGGGGGGCUUCUCCAUCCUUCUGUGGAUAGGUGCCGUCCUGUGCUGGAGCGCCUUUGGGAUUCAGUACUCCCAAGACCCAUCCACAUCCUUUGACAAUGUGUACUUGGGCGCUGUGCUGGUUCUGGUUGUUAUUUUAACAGGAAUCUUUGCUUACUACCAAGAGGCAAAAAGCACCAACAUUAUGGCCAGCUUCAGCAAAAUGAUUCCACAACAAGCUCUGGUUAUCCGAGAUUCAGAGAAGAAGCCCAUCCCAGCAGAACAGCUGGUGGUGGGGGACAUAGUAGAGAUCAAAGGAGGGGACCGAAUCCCAGCUGACAUCAGGCUUCUGUCUGCUCAGGGGUGUAAGGUGGAUAACUCCUCUCUCACUGGUGAAUCUGAGCCCCAAUCCCGCUGCUGUGAGUUCACCCACGAUAAUCCUUUGGAGACCAAGAACAUUGGCUUCUAUUCCACAACCUGUCUGGAAGGCACUGCAACCGGAAUGGUCAUCAACACGGGUGACCGCACCAUCAUCGGUCAGAUUGCCUCCCUGGCUUCUGGUGUUGGAAACGAGAAGACACCCAUUGCCAUCGAGAUCGAGCACUUUGUCCAUAUUGUGGCAGGAGUGGCUGUCGCCAUUGGUGUCAUUUUUUUCAUCAUUGCGGUGUCCAUGAAGUAUGGGGUCCUGCAAUCUAUCAUCUUUCUCGUUGGCAUCAUCGUAGCCAAUGUGCCCGAAGGUCUUCUGGCCACUGUCACUGUCACUCUGUCACUGACAGCAAAAAGGAUGGCUAAGAAGAACUGCCUAGUAAAGAACCUGGAGGCAGUGGAGACCCUGGGGUCCACCUCCAUCAUUUGCUCAGACAAGACUGGCACUCUGACCCAGAACAGGAUGACCGUGGCCCAUCUGUGGUUUGAUAAUCAGAUCUUCAUGGCUGACACCAGUGAGGACCAUUCAAAUCAAGUCUUUGAUCAAAGUUCUGGAACCUGGGACUGCUUAUCGAAGAUCAUAACGUUGUGUAACCGAGCUGAAUUCAAGCCAGGACAGGAGAGUGUCCCCAUCAUGAAGAAAGUUGUGGUUGGAGAUGCCUCAGAAACUGCUCUCUUGAAAUUCUCAGAGGUCAUUUUGGGAGAUGUGAUGGAAAUUCGAAAAAGAAAUCGCAAAGUAGCUGAGAUCCCUUUUAACUCAACCAACAAAUUUCAGCUCUCCAUCCACGAGACUGACGAUCCCAAUGACCAGCGCUUCCUCCUGGUGAUGAAAGGGGCCCCUGAGCGGAUCUUAGAGAAGUGCAGCACCAUCAUGAUCAAUGGCCAGGAACAGCCUCUGGACAGGAACACCACUGAGGCCUUCCACACGGCCUAUAUGGAGCUGGGGGGCCUUGGGGAGCGUGUGCUGGGUUUUUGCCAUCUCUACCUGCCAGCAGAUGAGUUUCCAGAAACCUAUUCAUUUGAUGUUGAUAACAUGAAUUUUCCCACAUCCAACCUCUGUUUUGUGGGACUCAUGUCAAUGAUUGACCCCCCUCGGUCCACAGUACCUGAUGCAGUCACCAAGUGCCGGAGUGCAGGGAUUAAGGUUAUUAUGGUCACAGGUGAUCAUCCAAUAACAGCCAAAGCCAUUGCCAAGAGUGUAGGUAUCAUUUCAGCCAACAGCGAGACAGUGGAAGACAUUGCAAAACGCCUCAAUAUUGCUGUGGAGCAAGUUAACAAACAGGAUGCCAAAGCCGCCGUGGUAACAGGCAUGGAGCUGAAGGACAUGAGCCCAGAGCAGCUAGAUGAUCUCCUGACCAACUACUCAGAGAUCGUCUUUGCCCGGACAUCACCUCAGCAGAAGCUGAUCAUUGUGGAGGGCUGUCAGAGACAGGAUGCAGUUGUCGCUGUGACAGGGGAUGGAGUGAAUGACUCACCAGCUCUGAAGAAGGCAGAUAUAGGGAUCGCCAUGGGCAUAGCGGGCUCAGAUGCAGCCAAAAAUGCAGCCGACAUGGUUUUGCUGGAUGACAACUUUGCAUCCAUUGUCACAGGGGUAGAGGAAGGUCGUCUGAUCUUUGACAACCUAAAGAAGACCAUCGCAUACACCCUAACCAAGAAUACUGCCGAACUGUGUCCCUUCCUGAUCUACAUUAUGGCCGGGCUGCCCCUGCCCAUUGGCACCAUCACCACCCUUUUUAUUGACUUGGGCACAGACAUAAUUCCCUCCAUUGCCUUGGCUUAUGAGAAAGCAGAAAGCGACAUCAUGAAUAGGAAGCCUCGCCACAAAAAGAAGGACAGACUGGUGAACCAGCAGCUUGUCACAUACGCCUACCUGCACAUUGGUCUCAUGCAGGCCCUGGGAGGCUUUGUGGUAUAUUUCACUGUGUACGCCCAGGAGGGUUUCCGCCCCAGCACUCUCCUACACCUGCGGGUGAAGUGGGAAGACGACGCCAUGAAUGACUUGGAGGACAGCUAUGGGCAGGAAUGGACCAGGUACCAGAGGCGAUACUUGGAAUGGACUAGCUACACAGCUUUCUUUGUUGCCAUCAUGGUCCAGCAAAUAGCAGAUCUGAUCAUCAGGAAAACCCGGAGGAAUUCCGUUUUACAGCAGGGCCUCUUCAGAAAUAAAGUCAUCUGGGUGGGAAUUGCCUCACAGAUCAUCAUUGCGCUAAUCAUCUCCUAUGGCCUGGGAAGCGUCACAGCCCUGAAUUUCACUAUGAUCCGGCCUCAGUAUUGGUUUGUGGCUGUGCCACACGCCAUCCUGAUUUGGGUGUAUGAUGAGAUGCGAAAACUUUUCAUCAGACGGUACCCAGGGAGCUGGUGGGACAAGAACAUGUAUACUUAAGACCACCUGACUUCCUCAGUCUCCCAGCUGCUCAUUGGAGAUGUUUCUUGAUCCUCUGGCCACCAGCCCAGAGACAGCUUCAGUAGGGACAUCACCAGAAUACAAGCAAGAAAAUUGUCUGAAAGAUACUUACUGAUGUUUUAUAUUCAAAGCAGAAAUUUGACUAUUUCUAUAUGAUUUUCAUCUCCAUAUCCAUAUUUCAAAACAUAUGAAUGUCAAGAUAAUGGUGUAGGAAAGACGUGUAUUUAUAUGUAUAUAGAGCUCAUUCGUGUUAAAUAGUGUGGGUAAUCUGGACAUCUGCUAGCUUCCCUCUGAUCCUUAAGCUAUAUGUAAAAUCACUUAGCUAUCCACACCCUAUUAACAAUCCAGUGACCUCACUGAGAUUUUGAGAAUUCCCAUAGAACCAAUAUUUUUUAAGAUAUUUUCAUACUUACCUUGCUCAAAAAAAAAAAAAAAAGGCUAAGUCAGCUAAAGGCUUUCAAGAUAUGGAAGAGAUGACAGCUUUACUCCAUGGCUUCACAGAUGACCUCAAUUAUGACUCAGAACAUCCUUCUUAACAUUCUCACCACCUGGCUACCCUCUAUCCCCCUGACUCCUCCUUUAAUUCCUCCCUCCUACCAUCUGAACUUCUCUUUCCCUCCCAGAUUGUCUUCCACUCCCACCAGCAACUCCUUCAAUCCUGAGCUGCAGUCCAUAUCCAAACUGCAAAUGUCCAGCCAACCCAAAAUAGGUUUCCAUUUGGAUUCAACAUCACUAGAGAAUCCCUAUGGUUUAAAAGAGUGGUAUUUUUUUUUUUGUCAAGCAAUUGAAAAGUAUUCUUCUAACAUAUGUUGACUUGUGUGUGGCACCACCAUCUUGACAGCCCCAGAGAGACCUUAUUUUUAAAUAAAAUAUAUUUUAUACA
Messenger RNA from Talpa occidentalis (Iberian mole), 4080 nucleotides. RefSeq names its product ATPase H+/K+ transporting non-gastric alpha2 subunit (gene ATP12A). Lineage: Eukaryota; Metazoa; Chordata; Mammalia; Eulipotyphla; Talpidae. Gene Ontology annotation, biological process: sodium ion export across plasma membrane; intracellular potassium ion homeostasis; potassium ion import across plasma membrane. Bases 57 to 3176 code for a protein of 1039 amino acids. Gene Ontology annotation, cellular component: membrane. The transcript is spliced from 23 exons. The record is from RefSeq and is a predicted model, not a curated record. Gene Ontology annotation, molecular function: P-type sodium:potassium-exchanging transporter activity; ATP binding; ATP hydrolysis activity.